Messenger RNA from Pieris macdunnoughi, 756 nucleotides. The record is from the annotation of a GenBank genome assembly. NCBI's taxonomy places the organism in Eukaryota, Metazoa, Arthropoda, Insecta, Lepidoptera, Pieridae.
AUGUCGGAGAACACACAGGAUAUUUUAAUAAAAGAAGCCGCGGCCGCCGCUGCAGUGAGUGGAUCGCUAUUUAGCACAUUCGACAUAAUAAUGCUCGUCGUUUUAUUUGGGGCGGCAGUUUGGUGGCUCUAUAGUUCUAGAAAAGACAAUAAGAAGGACGACUUGUUACUAAGCAAAUAUUCAAUUCAACCUGCAGCAACAAUAGAAGUAACAGAAAAUUCAUUUAUUACCAAGCUUCAGUCCUCUGGGAGAAGUCUAGUUGUAUUUUACGGGUCACAGACUGGUACUGGUGAAGAAUUUGCGGGUAGACUGGCCAAAGAAGGAAUAAGGUACAAACUGAAAGGAAUGGUUGCCGAUCCAGAAGAAUGCGAUAUGGAAGAACUUGCAAAGCUAAAAGAUAUAAAGAAUUCUUUAGCUGUGUUCUGUAUGGCAACGUAUGGUGAAGGAGAUCCCACGGACAACGCCAUGGAGUUUUUUGAAUGGCUAAAGAAUGGAGAUCCAGAUUUAACUGGAGUAAAUUAUGCUGUGUUUGGCCUUGGAAACAAAACAUAUGAACACUACAAUGCAGUUGCUAUCUAUUUGGACAAGCGCCUUGAAGAACUUGGAGCAACACGAGUAUAUGAAUUGGGAAUGGGUGAUGAUGACGCAAACAUUGAAGAUGAUUUUAUUACAUGGAAAGACAAGUUCUGGCCUUCUGUAUGUGAGAAGUUCAAUAUUGAGAGUACCGGGGGAAGAAGAGUUAACAAGACAAUUUAG